Molecule: messenger RNA, 2565 nt
Organism: Scaptodrosophila lebanonensis
Lineage: Eukaryota; Metazoa; Arthropoda; Insecta; Diptera; Drosophilidae
Product: homeobox protein abdominal-A
Exons: 6
Coding region: 501-2030 (509 amino acids)
Source: RefSeq, a predicted model, not a curated record
AGACAGACGAAACAGACAGAAAGGCAAAAUAAUAAAAAUAAUAAUAAUAACAACUGUGGAGGCAGAGUCAGCGUGAGGCUGAAGACUGCGACUUAAAACGCGUUGCCAAGUGAUUUUUUCCGGCUCGCAAAAAAUUAAAUAAAGGCAAAGAAAAAAUAUAAGUAAAACAUAACAAAAAGUGUGCAACGGCAGCGCAUGAAAAUUAAAAGAAAAAGUGGCGUGUGAACAUAAAAAUAAAAAGCGGCAAACAGAAAACUGCAACAGCAUUGUGUUUAGUUGUUGUUGCAGAAUAAAUUUCUUUUUUUAAAAAAUAGUGUGUCGUUGAAUGUAAUUAGUGUUGCAGGGCUGCAGGAACAGCGCCAACAAUAACAACACAAAUACAAUAAGCGAAGUGUGACACACACACGGAAAAUCGCGUUAUUUGAGACAGCGAGCGAGCGAGCGAGUUCUCGAACUAUAGUUUUUUUUUGCGCAAAAAAGGCUUACUGGACAACAGCAACAUGUCGUCGUCAUCGGCAGCAACAACAGCAACUACAAAACUGGAACAACACUCAAAGCCCAUACUGAGUCCAACACGAUCCCUUGAUGAAGGUUUCGAAAGUGAUCCGGAUCGUGUUUCAACCGAUUCAGAGCAUCAAACAACAAGUGGCUGCAACAGCAACAACAACAGCAAUGCGAGCAAUCACUCGACCAGCAACAGCAGCAACAACAGCAACAACAAUAAACAGAACAUUGGCUCAACGCUCGCCCAGCUUAGCUCGGCAGCUACGGGCGGCCUGACAACAGCAACAACAACAUCGCAGCCACUGCCACAGCAACAACAGUCGCCGCCACGUUUGUUGAGCAUGGCUGGGCCGCAGCUACAAAGACGCAGCAUCAAUACGACAGCAACAGAUGCCGCCCUCGACAAGUACUACAAGGAGCAGGCCAAAUUGGGCAUCGCCCAGGCCCCACAGCAGCCCCAACGUUUGCAGUACCAGAAGCAGCGACAACCCUUGGUCGCAUCGGCGGCAGCAACGCACCAGACCGUGCACAAUCAUCGUCUGACCAGCGGUCACAUUUCGCAUGCGGCUGGCAACUCUGGCGGCGGCUACAGACGCGCCAAAACGCGUGCCAUGUCGCCAGCCAGCACGCAAACGCUGGGCGGCAGCGGUCGCCGGAAUGCGCCACUAAAUGUGCUGACCCCCAGGAGUGCUCUGCGCUCCCAUUCUGUCGAUGCCAUUGCGCGUCAUCGUCACGGCUACGAUCCGAGCAGUUUGAUCCUCAAACACGACGGCAAUGGCAAUGUCAGCAGUGCUGGCGGCACCGGCGUGGCCAGCAACACACGCAUGCUGAACUAUAAAUACAGUCCAGGCGGUGCAGCAGCUGCUGUUGCCGCUGCCUCUGGGCAGGCUUUGCUUGUGCAGCCAAUCUCUAGCGCCACACUCUCGCCUGCGGUGGUGGCUGCCGGAUCGGCAGGUGCAUUGCCGACUGCCGGAGGAUCACCAGUGAUCGCCUCCUCUACAAAUAGUCUCUACACAUUCUAUCCGGCAGAGGGAAAUCUGCAGGUGUGGCAAACGGAAUGCGGGGAUCUUACCUAUAAAUCGUCCCGAAAUAUGCAUCAAUUACACAAAGCACCCGUGUGCUGGACACAGUCCAUUCCCAGGCAGGCCAGACGCUACAUCACGCCAGCGGCUGCAGCAACAACAACAGCUUCUGCCAAUGGGGGUGCAGCAGGAUCCACUAGUCUAGCCGUCUAUCCGACGGCCACAGCCCAAGUUUAUCGCCUACAUCCCGGAGCGGCCACCUCCAGCAAUGGCUUGGACGUCCUGGACUGCGCUGGACUGGACACGGCAGCAACAGCAACAACAACCGGCAACUCCAGCAGCGGUUUCUCGCAACGCCUUCGAGAAUUGGCUGCCUCUGCAGGUCUGCUUUCCCUGAAGCCACGUCAGCCCCUAAAGCCCGUGAUCAAGACACGCGGCUCACCCGGCCCCGAGUUUCCCAAAAAGGUCACCUUCAGCGCCUUCGCAACGGUGCAGGUGGUGUGAGGCGUGGCCAGAGACGGUUUGGUGUACUGAAAAUAACCGAGGAAUCCACUUGGCAAGCUCCCGCACCGGGUCUGUUGUUAAUACAUUUAUGUUGUUGUUGUCAUUUUGUUGCUGUUAUUAAAUGUAUAGUAAAUGGCCGCAGCUUCUAUGCAAGUCACGGCAAAUUAUAGUACCAGCUUCAUAUCGUUAAGUUACAUUUAAAUUUGUGCCAUUGAUAUGGCUUGAAAACUGAAAUGUUAUCAAAAAUGUAUCAUUACAAGUAUGCCCCAUAGCUGAAAUACCUCAUGGCCUCUAUUGAUUCCUCCCACUUCCAUUUUGUCGCACUCUUGUUUCUAAAUUUUUUCCUGAAGACUGACGUUUCACAGUUCCUUGCUUUUUCCUCACAGUAUUUUCAAUUCAACUCCUUAAAAUUCUCUAAAAUUUUCCAACUCUAUGCACGCCACACCAGUUUCCACAAAGGACAAAAAUUCAAAUAUUUUCUAUAAAAUUGUAAAUAUGUAUGAAUUUUUGAAAGGCAAGCAGAAAUAUAUAUACC